AUGGACUCUGAGAAGGCUUCACACUCAGGAAGGAAUACCAGUGGGUUGUACCUUGCAGGUACUUUGCAGGAUUCUGUUCUAGUUCCACUGUAUCAAGGUGUGAGUGACAUCAGAAGCCAUGCCAUGGUGAAUGCAGGGGUCACUGUCCCCAGACCAGGAAAGGAUGCAGUGACCUGUGAUGAUGUGCAUGUGAACUUCACUUGGGAGGAGUGGGCUUUGCUGGAUCCUUCCCAGAAGAAUCUCUACAAAGAUGUGAUGCUGGAGACCUAUUGGAACCUCGCUGAUGUUGGCUAUGAUUGGGAAGACCAUAAGACUGGACAUUGUCAAAGUCUUGGAAGACUUGAAAGGCAUAAGAGAACACGUUCUGGAGAGAAACCCCAUGGCUAUAAUCAGUGUGGUAAAGCCUUUUCGUGCUAUGGUAGUCUCCGAUUACAUAAAGGAACACACACUGGAGAAAAACCCUACCAGUAUAAUCAAUGUGAUAAAGCCUUUUUACAACACAUUCAUCUACAAGGCCAUGAAAGAACACAUACUGGAGAGAAACCCUAUCAAUGUAAUGAGUGUGGUAAAGCCUUUUCAGGAAAGAGUAGUCUCCAAAGACAUAAAAGAGCACAUACUGGAGAGAAGCUCUACAAAUGUAAACAAUGUGAUAAAGCCUUUUUACUAAACAUUUAUUUACAAAGCCAUGAAAGAACACACACUGGAGAGAAACCCUAUAAAUGUAAUCAAUGUGGUAAAUCCUUUUUACAACACAGUCAUCUCUGGGUACAUAAAAGAACACAUACUGGAGAGAAGCCCUAUGAAUGUAUCCAGUGUGGUAAAGCCUUUUCUCUUCAAGGCAAUCUCCAGGCACAUAAAAGAACACAUACUGGAGAGAAACCCUAUGAGUGUAAUCAGUGUGGGAAAGCCUUUUCAGCAAACAAUAGCCUCCAAAACCAUAAAAGAACACAUACUGGAGAGAAACCCUAUCAAUGUAACCAGUGUGGUAAAGCCUUUACCCAAAAUAGUCACCUACAAAGACAUAAAAGAACACAUACUGGAGAGAAGCUCUACAAAUGUAAACAAUGUGAUAAAGCCUUUUCUCUAAACAUUUAUUUACAAAACCAUGAAAGAACACAUAGUGGAGAGAAACCCUAUGAAUGUAACCAAUGUGGUAAAUACUUUUUACAACACAGUCGUCUCUGGAUACAUAAAAGAACACACACUGGAGAGAAACCCUAUGAAUGUAACCAGUGUGGUAAAGCCUUUUCACAUCAAGGUAAUCUCCAGGCACAUAAAAGAACACAUGCUGGAGAGAAACCCUAUGAGUGUAAUCAGUGUGGUAAAGCCUUUUCCCAAAACAGUAACCUCCAAAGCCAUAAAAGAACACAUACUGGAGAGAAACCCUAUGAAUGUAUCCAGUGUGGUAGAGCCUUUUCCCUUCAAGGUACUCUCCAGAAACAUCAAAGAACACAUACUGGAGAGAAACCCUAUGAAUGUAAUCAGUGUGGUAAAGCCUUUUCAUUUCAAGGUACUCUUCAGAAACAUCAAAGAAUACAUACUGGAGAGAAACCCUAUGAAUGUCUCCAGUGUGGUAAAGCCUUUUCCCUUCGAGGUACUCUCCAGAAACAUCAAAGAACACAUACUGGAGAGAAACCUUAUGAAUGUAUCCAGUGUGGUAAAGUCUUUUCACAACAAGGUAAUCUCCAGAAACAUCAAAGAACACACACGGGAGAGAAACCCUAG
Messenger RNA from Acomys russatus (golden spiny mouse), 1725 nucleotides. Its product is annotated as zinc finger protein 431-like. The coding region runs from base 1 to 1725 and encodes 574 amino acids. The record is from RefSeq and is a predicted model, not a curated record. The transcript is spliced from 4 exons. Gene Ontology annotation, molecular function: DNA-binding transcription factor activity; RNA polymerase II cis-regulatory region sequence-specific DNA binding. Gene Ontology annotation, biological process: regulation of transcription by RNA polymerase II. NCBI's taxonomy places the organism in Eukaryota, Metazoa, Chordata, Mammalia, Rodentia, Muridae.